UAUGACAGAAAGAGGACGUUGCAAUAGAGAAGUGGUGUUUACAAAAGAAUGUAUUGUACAGGAGCGAGAGUAAGGUUUCCAUCACAGCCUUCAAAUCCAGAAAUAAACGCAUGUGUGCUAAGGGAUUAGGAGCAAAAGAAGCCAACAGCGUUUUGAAUGAAAACCCGCUGAUUUUCCAUCCUUUCAAGGAUCAGUCGCACAACGGAAGGUGAUGGAGCAGCAGAGGUGUCAAUCUUCAGUGUUGCAGAAGAACAGAUUCAUUUUGAGCGAUACAGGCGCAGCAAAGGAGAUCUUCAUUCUCAGCUACAUUCUCAACUACAUCGCAUUAAAGAUGAAACUUUCUGUGAAAUUGCCGUUACUGCCAUUACUCCAGCCGCAAUCAGAGUGGGGGGGACCUCACAUGCUUUCAGGAGUUUACGCCUUGUAGACGUGACAGAGUUUCACACCAGAGAGAAGGCUAUGGAGCUCUCCGUCUUUCAGCACAUCGUCAACCGUCACAUUGAAAGCGCAGAAAAUGUCCUGCUGAAUAAGUGGUUUCCUGAGGUGCAAAAAAUCAUCUACCAGAAGAGCAAACACAAACUGCUCCCCAAAAUCACCAAUACAUCUCAUCUGCUAUCUUUCUUCAACUCCAUAGCUGCCCUAAUGUGUUCUCAGCUCCAGAGUCUGGUCCUGGACUCUUUUCACGACUACACACACCUGAUAGCUCAGGACCCACGUUCGGUGAGAGCACACGAGCACCCGGGCUUGGUUCUGCGGCUGAUCCUGAAGCAGAACCAGAUAAUAUUCGAGCCGGAUUUCAAUGACUUUGAGGUGGUUUUGCUAAAUGUCUACGACACAAUGUUGAAAUGCAGCAGCUUGGUGCCUCGAGUCGAGACUAACCUGAGACUAACUGCUCGGAUAUGAAAAUUCCUUUUACUUAUUUUACAGCUGACCAUUGACUCCUACACAUUUUCUACACUGUCCUUUAUUUUGACUUUCUAACUGUAGCCAGCCACUGAGAAUGUCAGAACCCUGAAACCCAUCAUUC
Messenger RNA from Hemibagrus wyckioides, 1027 nucleotides. RefSeq names its product dynein axonemal heavy chain 7-like. NCBI's taxonomy places the organism in Eukaryota, Metazoa, Chordata, Actinopteri, Siluriformes, Bagridae. Bases 460 to 903 code for a protein of 147 amino acids. The transcript has 4 exons. The record is from RefSeq and is a predicted model, not a curated record.